AUGCGCAUGCGCGAUAUCCUCGACCCGCCCCCAUCUGGGGCUCGCGGAUUGGCAGAGUUGGGUCACGUGGGCGCACCGUGCGGACUUCCGGUCCGGCGGGGUCAAUCCGCGAUGACAGAGCCUGGUGCCUCUCCCGAGGACCCCUGGGUCAAGGUGGAGUGCACCCUCAGCGACACCAGCCUGGACCCCGGGCUUUUUGUGGAAAGUGUCCGCAAAGGGAGCGUGGUGUCCCGGGCUAAUAGCAUCGGCUCCACCAGUGCCUCUUCUGUCCCCAACACAGAUGAUGAGGACAGUGACUACCAGCAGGAGUCCUACAAGGAGUCCUACAAGGAUCGGCGGCGGCGGGCACACACGCAGGCCGAGCAGAAGCGCAGGGAUGCCAUCAAGAGAGGAUAUGAUGACCUUCAGACCAUCGUCCCCACCUGCCAGCAGCAGGACUUCUCCAUUGGCUCCCAGAAGCUCAGCAAGGCCAUCGUCCUGCAGAAGACCAUCGACUACAUCCAGUUUCUGCACAAGGAGAAAAAGAAGCAGGAGGAGGAGGUGUCCACGCUCCGAAAGGAUGUCACAGCCCUUAAGAUCAUGAAAGUGAACUAUGAGCAGAUUGUCAAGGCACAUCGCAACAACCCCCACGAGGGCAAGGACCAGGUCUCCGACCAGGUCAAGUUCAACGUGUUCCAGGGCAUCAUGGACUCGCUGUUCCAGUCCUUCAACGCCUCCAUCUCCGUGGCCAGCUUCCAGGAGCUGUCAGCCUGCGUCUUCAGCUGGAUCGAGGAGCACUGCAAGCCCCAGACACUGCGAGACACUGUGCUGGGUGUCUUGCACCAGCUGAAGAACCAACUUUACUGAAGGCCACAGGCACCUUGGAGUUCAGCUGUCCCCUGCCUGGCCAGACACCGCCUCACCAGCCAGGGGGGCUCUAACUGCUACUUGGUGGCCCAGUGCCUGGCACCUGUGCAGAAGCAUGUUUCAUGAACACUUCUAAUUUAUUUUCUGACCAUGCAGCUGGACCUGUGCUGGCCCUGUAGAGAGCCUUGGCCUCACCAAUCUUCAGGUCCUGGGCCAGGACUUGAGGUUCACAAGCUCCACCUGCUCCAGCCUACCAGGCGGGAGCUCAGGUGUGGGCACUUAGCAGUGGCCAGAGAGGACACAGACUUACUGAAAGGGGGCUGGGCCGGGCCAGGAUCUGGGCUCUGGAGUAGGCACAGCCUCCCAGCCCUUUGUGCCUCCCCCCAAAAGCAAGCAGGACACAGGGCUGCAUGUUGCAAAUCUUAUUUUUUUCAAAUACCAACAAUGCAAUUCUGCUGGUUACCACCUUGGAAAGUGAACUGCCUCCGAACCACCCAGCCUGUUUCCCCAGCACCCCAGGGCUCGAGGGCAGAGGCCUUUCCACCCUGAGCCUAAGGACUAUCCACAGGGUGGCUGGUGGGACUCUGCCUGCCCACAGGGAAGUCGGCAUUUUUGUAUGAAAUUAAACAUCAGGUGUGUUC
Messenger RNA from Cavia porcellus (domestic guinea pig), 1487 nucleotides. It is a transcript of the gene Mlx, whose product is annotated as MAX dimerization protein MLX. Gene Ontology annotation, biological process: regulation of transcription by RNA polymerase II. The transcript is spliced from 8 exons. Gene Ontology annotation, molecular function: DNA-binding transcription factor activity, RNA polymerase II-specific; protein dimerization activity; RNA polymerase II cis-regulatory region sequence-specific DNA binding. NCBI's taxonomy places the organism in Eukaryota, Metazoa, Chordata, Mammalia, Rodentia, Caviidae. Gene Ontology annotation, cellular component: nucleus. The coding region runs from base 1 to 846 and encodes 281 amino acids. The record is from RefSeq and is a predicted model, not a curated record.